AUGGUACGAAUUACUAUUCUGAUAUUGGUUUUGCUCAACCAAUCACCUGAUACUCAAAUUCAUUUUUGUCCGUUAACUGCUGACGAAAAUUUAUUUAAAAAUUUCAAUUAUAAACCGAAAAUAUACCAGCAACAUCUUAAAAAAUACAUGAAAAUUUAUCCACAAACGGGAGGUCAAUAUUGGCUGACUGUUUGCAUCCCCACACUUCUCUAUCCAAAAUCGCAUGGUGGAAUAACACUGGCGAGCAAUGAUCCAUUCCAACACCCUUUAAUCGAUCCAAAGUAUUUAACCGAACACGAAGAUGUUGAAAGGCUGGUUAGUGGGUGUAAACUUGUCGAAAAAAUAUAUCCAUCGCUCAUUUGUGAAAUGAAUGAAAUAGACGUUGAGAUAGAUCAAAAUGAAAGAUGGGAAUCAUAUAUACGAAAAUUUAGUAUCACUAUCUAUCAUCCAGUUGGAACAUAUAAAAUGGGCAGAGAACAAGAUUCGACAACAGUUGUAACGCCAGACACACGUGUUAAAGGUGUCCAAGGUUUGAGGGUUGUUGAUGCAAGUAUCUUACCAAAAAUAGUAUCUGGAAAUACGAAUAUACUACUCAUAGCCAUGGCUGAGUGCGCGGCUGAUUUAAUUAAAAAUGGAAGUAAACAGCUCUAA
Molecule: messenger RNA, 651 nt
Organism: Didymodactylos carnosus
Lineage: Eukaryota; Metazoa; Rotifera; Eurotatoria; Philodinida; Philodinidae
Source: the annotation of a GenBank genome assembly